Papaver somniferum (opium poppy) is the source of this 783-nucleotide messenger RNA. RefSeq lists its product as uncharacterized. Bases 1 to 783 code for a protein of 260 amino acids. The record is from RefSeq and is a predicted model, not a curated record. NCBI's taxonomy places the organism in Eukaryota, Viridiplantae, Streptophyta, Magnoliopsida, Ranunculales, Papaveraceae. The transcript has a single exon.
AUGAUUGAAGAAGUGUUAUCUCAAAAACAAUCCAAAGAUGAGAGACAACAAAUAUUGACGAUGAAAAGUUCAAUGGAUUCACCAUUUUUUGACAAGAUAAAACGUUUCCGCCCGCCUAUAAACUUCGUACAGCCUCAGUUCAAAGAGUUUUUUGAUGGAAAGAAUGGCGAUCCGAUUGAGCAUGUCCAACAUUUCCAAGCUUCUAUGAGUUUGUGGGGGUAUAGUGAUGAACUACUCUGCAGAACCUUCCCGAUAACCUUGACUGGUAAAUCUUUAACCUGGUUUUCACAAUUAGACUCAAAUUCAAUAGCAAACUUUGGAAUGUUUUCGGAUGCAUUUUUCGAACAAUAUAAAAUUAAUCUUGGGAACAGAAAGGGAAGCAGCCACUUGUUUCUCUUGCAACAGGAGACAUGUGAAAAUCUCUUAGACUUCACACGAAGGUUUCGUCAAGAGGUUAGUGAAGUCGGAAAAGUUGAUCCUGGUCUCGUGAUUGAAGCAUACAAGAACGCCUUGCCUUAUGACGAGUUUGGGAUAUAUAAUUCUUUAACUAUCCAACUAGUCGGAACACUCAAGGAGUUGUACGACAUGGUAGACAGAUACGGACGUGCUGAGAAAGAAAAAAAGGCCAAGAUGUCACGAGCAUCGAAAGGGUCCAGAACCGAAGGGAAUGCAAACCAAAGCAGCAAUUCGAGGGUGAUUCCAAAAAGAAAGAUCAAGAUGAAUCCAGAAGCAGAUCUGGAAAUGGAGAGGACGCCCGAAGAAAUCAAGGAAGAGAAAAGGUGA